GAGAUGAAGAUGGUGCUCGUCGUCGACGCGAGCCUCGAGAUGGGCGCGGGGAAGGUCGCAGCGCAGUGCGCGCACGCCGCGCUCGGGGCGUACCAGGCCAUCGAGCACGUGCCGAGCCAGCGCGCGUCGCUGAAGCGCUGGGAGAGCGAGGGGCAGAAGAAGAUUUGUCUGCGCGUCGACGGCGCCGACGCGCUCGCGGCGCUCGCGGGAAAGGCAAAGGAGAAGGGGCUGGCGCAUUACGUCGUUCGAGACGCGGGGAGGACGCAGGUCGCGGCGGGGUCGAGGACCGUGCUCGCGAUCGGGCCCGCGCCGGAGAUGGCGAUCAACGAGAUAACCGGCGGGCUCAGGUUGUUGUGA
Molecule: messenger RNA, 357 nt
Organism: Micromonas pusilla CCMP1545
Lineage: Eukaryota; Viridiplantae; Chlorophyta; Mamiellophyceae; Mamiellales; Mamiellaceae
Exons: 1
Cellular component (GO): mitochondrion; cytosol
Molecular function (GO): peptidyl-tRNA hydrolase activity
Source: RefSeq, a predicted model, not a curated record